CAGGUGAAGAAUAAAAACUGGUUGCAUUCUCCUCAGAGAGUGCAGUCUUCUGUUUGGUAGUAAAAAAAAAAAAAAACUACAAGUCCCGGGAUGCACCUCGGUUGCCCGGCGUGUCACGUGACUGACACCCCGGCGCAUGUAAGCACCGCCCGGCUGUUUACAAAACAUCUCUUGUCUCGUUGCUCCUGCGUCUGAGGGAGAAGCUGCAGGAUGGAGGCUGAGAACACUCAGCCCUAUUUCUUCGGAGACAUCGGAUGCUGGUCAGAGAGGACAGAGGUGCACAAGGCGGCCUCUCAGGGCCACGUCUCCCAGCUGAUGCACCUCAUUCAGAGCGGAGCCUCGGUCAACAUUGUGGCAGUGGACUCCAUCACGCCGCUGCACGAGGCCUGUCUCUGUGGACAGACCAAGUGUGUCCAGCUGCUGCUGGACGCUGGAGCGCAGGUGGAUGCGAGGAAUGUAGACGGCAGCACUCCGCUGUGUGAUGCCUGCUCAGCUGGAAGUUUGGAGUGCGUCAGGCUCUUGCUGGAGCGUGGUGCCAAAGCCAACCCCGCUCUCACCUCUCGCACGGCCUCCCCUCUCCACGAGGCUUGCAUGGGAGGUAACUCGGACUGCGUGAGGCUCCUGAUUGCUGGGGGUGCUUCUCUGGAGCCGUACGACCUUUACCACGGGACCCCGCUGCAUGUGGCUUGUGUUAACAAACACACAGACUGUGUUAAAGUGCUGCUUAAUGCAGGUGCUAAGGUGAAUGCUACCAGGCUACACGAAACUCCGCUGCACCACGCUGCUAAAAACAUGCGGGUGGAGAUGAUACAGAUUCUGGUGGAGUUCGGGGCCAACAUCUACGCCAGAGACCAGCACGACAGGAAACCAGUGGACUACACCACACCAGACUCUCCCUCUGCAACCUACUUACAGUUUUAUGAGACCACUCCCAUGAGUCUGCAGCAGCUCAGCAGGUUGGCGGUGAGGAAGACGCUAGGCACCAAAGCUCUGAAGGUCGUAGGUCAGCUGGAAAUACCGAAACUCUUGAUCAGCUACCUCUGCUAUCAGUGAGAGCCACCGGGAGGAAGAGGUGGAUCGAAGCUCGAAAGAAAGGCUGGAAUUUCACAGAGCUGCUGCAUUGUCACAAAUAACAUAGGUUAGUGUCGAUGACAAGAUUCUUCUCAAAACUUUCAUUUUUAAGACUUGAAAGCAACAUUUUACAGACUGGAGUCGAGAUAGAGGAUCUUUCACCUCCUGUGUUGGAAAUUUCAUAUACUGUGUGUGUUGUGUUUGCCCGAAUGAACUGCAUGGAUUGUGUUUACAUGCAAACUAAUUAAUUGAGCUUAAUUAUGCUAAAUAAUUUACUAUCACACAGAAACUAUAAGCUAUAUUUAGAGUAUGUAGUUUUCAAUUUAGUAAAAAGAUACAGGCGUUACCUUGCUAAUGACAAGAUAGCUCACAACUGCUGAUCAUAGUUCUGCAGCAAGCUAUGCAGGUUCACAACAAUUAGUGGCAGCAAGCAGCCGGUGAUGGAAAGAUGUAAUAAAGCUAAAAAGAAAAUGCACAAAAACAACUGACAUCCAAAUAUGAGCUGACCUCAAGGCUGAAAUCCAGUGGAGGCUACCUCGGCUGACAGUAAGAGGGUGCCAUCACAAAAAGAUCAUAUCAUUUUUUAAUAUAUAGAUAUAUUUAAGGUCUUAAAAAGUGUGGGAGCAACUGCAGUGAUGGUUGGGUCAUGUGUAUUAUAAAGCUAGGAGGUGUUUGUAUUUUUUAUUCCUUGGUCUGUGCCACAGUCGAGGAUAACUGAUGUGGCAUGUCGGACAUCCAAGAACAUCCUGACAAAAAUACUAGCACUGACACACAGCAGCACAAGGUACCCCUCUGCACAUUUGUAAACAGGGAGAAGUACAAGACGUCUUGUGGUGGUGAAGUCAGCCUCUUCUCUCACUUUCGGUCACCUGCAAAUGCCAAAAGUCAUAAAACAGAGCGAGCUAUGAUUGGUAGUGUUCUAAAGAUCACAGACUGAACAAAAUGCAAAGUGGUUUUUCAUGCAAAAAACACUUGUGGCUCAACACUGGCUUAGUCAGGUCACAAUAAACUAUAUAAACACUAUAAUCACAGUCAUACCACUACCUGAUCUGUUUAUUGGAAGUCACUGUUUUAUAGUGUGUGUGAAGACAAACAAGUUAGAUAUGGACAUUUAUAGUGACCUUACAACAGGAAAUGACUCCUCCUUUAUUUCUCUUUAACCACUGCUCCUUUGUUUCCUUUACGACAAACCAUCCCACUCACAGGCCUGGGUAAAUACACAUGAGCAUGCUGUGUGACACCUACUUUUAUUGUUUAAUAGAGCUGCCAACAUGUAAUAUCAUGUCAAUACAAGCUGUAAAAGUCUUAAAUAGCAUUAAUGAAUGUUUGACAUUCGAAUAAAUGUAAACAGAAAGAAUAGAACAAGACAAAAACGAGCAUCUAAUAUCCGAUAUGACUGUAGAUGGGUAUUUAUUUAACUAGAGAACAAGUGACCGAGCUCAGGGAGAGGAACCAGGACAGACGAACUUAAUCGCGCUUUCAGAAGCUCCGCCCACCACACUCACGCACGUGCACUGCCAAAGUUCACCACUGAUCUCAAAAAGUCGGAAUUGGCAAACAUGAACAAUUUGAACAACACCAUACUGACCAAAAGUGUGCGGCACCUUUCAGCGACUGUGAAAAUGAUUGUGAGCAGAACGUCCUGUGAGACAUCAGUGGUAGCAUCUCCAGUGGCUCACAGUAUAUUCUGAAACAGUACAGGAGUUAGCUAAGGACACCUUUUCAGGUCGUACUCUCAUCCUUCGAUAGUAGAAGGCAGAGGAACGAUCACAUUAUCUAGCCGGCAGACCAUGAGGAGACAUUAGCAGAAUUUGAUAAAAAGUGUAUUGGAUUAAAAUCAAUAAUCCCACAUUUGUUAUUAUUAUAUAUUAUUAGAAACCUCUGCCCAUUGUCAUGUCCUUAUUUUCAGGGGUGGUCCUUCCAUAAGCUGCACAUGAAACCCCCCAUACUGGUGCUGAGGGGGCGACGAGCAAUGCUGUAGAUCUCAGUGGAUUAGACAUGCAUGAUUCAGGAUGAUGUCAGUGGAAGGGCACAUUGACCCUGGAUUAUUCCGGGAAAAUUGCAAGCAACUCACUGCACUCAUGAGUGUACUGUAAAUACAGACAAGCAGUUGAAAUAUGAAAUCAGACGUGGGUGUCAGCAUUCCCAGAAUUACUAAAGGUUUAAAACAAAUGAAAAGCGUAGGAAUAUGUAGAGGAAAACCGCUCAGUGUUGUCACAGCAGCACUUUGACCGAAGUUCUCCAGAUGCUGCUUCGCGUCAUCUUACAUUCCUGUACGUGAAGCCCAAGCAUGGCAACAGCCAGUGUUUGAUACAGACACUGUAGUUUCAAGCAGGCGGUAUCUUGGCUGCCUAUUUAUAGCUUUGUGUCUGAUGCGCCAUUAAAUCUGCUUAUACUGUAAAGAGAGCUUAGUCGUGUCUUGGUAUUUGUGGAAGGAGGCGCAGGAAGUGCAGUAUGAGUGCUUAAGACUGAUUCAUCGACUCUUCUCUAUGUUGACAUGCCCUGUUUUAGAGUUUCAUAACUUUUAUUUAACCCUAGAGACUGAAUCAGGCCAAACACACACUGAAUAGUUUGACAGCAGAACGCUGAAAGUUAAGUGAAGGAUACUGGGCAGCGCAUUAGAAGAUUCAGUUUGUUACUGGGUACCCAUUAUUCUUGGCGUUCAGGUGCGUCUCUGUUUGCUUUCAGACCAAACAUACAGCAAAUCAAUCUCUGGUGCCACGUCCUGUUUUUAGGCUGGUGAUCUCAAACAACAAUUCACAUUCCGUCUUAUUCCAACUUUCCCAAUUAUGUGAACAAUAAUUCUGUCCCAUUGACCUCGGUCACAGAGUGGGCUUGCUGCAGCGAGGAGCUAACUGAAGCUAUAGUCUUUCUCUGUACAAACUAAGUUGUUGUUGUUGGCAGGUACGGACACCUCUUCACACAGGAAGCGAGGAAAUCCAUUGCAAAUCCGUAGAGAUAUGUUGUGAUUGGUUCAGGGUAUUAUCGCUUGAUAUGAGUGUAAAUGUGGGAUGAGAACUCAUGAUCAGCAUCUUAAACCAUAAACAUAAAGUGACCAUCAUGCAGUAAAUGUGGUGAACUAUGCAAAGACACUCUCUUGCCCUUUCUUGCUUUACAGUUUCAAACACAGUCCACGUGCAGUUUGCUGACAUCAGCCUUUAGGAUUUUUUAUCUAAUUUUCAAACCUCUUGCUUCCACGUCGGUUACCUCGAGCAGCUUUACAGAGCAAGAGGUCACCUGUCAGUUCUGCUGUCGUUCUCCACCUGUGUGUUUUUCCGACAGAUCUUCACAAAGCGCUCAAAAACAUUAUUUCAUGCCCUCGGAACUGCAUCCAAAUCUCUCGGUUCACUCCCCUCUCACUUGGCUCGCUCCCUGAACGUGCCCGGGCUGCACGAUGCUGGCCUGAACAUGCCGGUCGUCUGGCUGCACCCCAUAAACAUGCCAAGAUGUGGAAGUUUGUUUGAUCAGAAUAUAAAUCCCUAACAGCAAAUCCGUCAGCAUUUCACGAUAUCUGGACUAGUUUUUGUUAUUUCAAAAAAUGCAGUGUGGUGCAGCCUGGAGCACGCACCUCUUCUCCUUCUUGGUGUGGAGAAUUCCUUUUAAGAACAUUUUAAAACGUUUGACCCCGAUACAGAUGGGGCUCCUACUUCAGGCCUAAAAUAACUACAGCAAAACAUGCUCGGUUUCAAAGCACUUUGGAGUCUACAGGAGGGACUGGAAAAAGCAGAGAGGAGGGCAGGCAGGCAUGCAGGGUAUGUCCUGUUAUCUAAGAUGACAAAUGACUAUGCCUAAACAGGGAUGUUGAACUUCAGGUUGAACAAUGGAGUGGCUGGUUUGUUGGCAGUAGUCUGGGUUGAAAUGUUAUUGAAGUGUAGAGGGUCAGGUUUAAUCUGCUCCGAUGUUCGGAGCCCAUUGAUUUGUGUGUUUAAGGUGCUAUGAAAAAAAUCAUCCCACAUAAUGUGUCAUAAAUAUUUAUCUUAAUAAACUGUACUGAAGAGUUGAUCUACGGAAUAAAUUGUUCUGUUACCUAUGUGUUUAUGGUUGUCAUGUUUUUG
Paralichthys olivaceus (Japanese flounder) is the source of this 5126-nucleotide messenger RNA. Its product is annotated as ankyrin repeat and SOCS box protein 13-like. Gene Ontology annotation, biological process: protein ubiquitination; intracellular signal transduction; positive regulation of protein catabolic process. NCBI's taxonomy places the organism in Eukaryota, Metazoa, Chordata, Actinopteri, Pleuronectiformes, Paralichthyidae. Gene Ontology annotation, molecular function: protein binding. The record is from RefSeq and is a predicted model, not a curated record.